AUGCUCUGCAAGCAGUUCUGGGAGGCGCUCCCUGCUUUGGAAAUUCUCGAAUGGGAGAUCGACAAUGCUGAUGCUGAGCAGGACUUCCUGCAAUCUAUGAGAGAUAAGAGGGAGGGGCUCCAGUUGAAGCGGCUGGCUCUCAAUGUGGCGCACCCUAGCAAAAUGCAGGGGAUUCUCCAGGCCGUUACUCCCCCUGCCCGAGAAACGCUAGAGGAGGUCUACCUCUUUCUGGGUGACAAAGAUGAGGAAGCUUGGGCGGACUGGCAUAGCAUUCUGUCCCUGCUCCAGGAGUGCAAAACCCUGGAAGUCCUUCACUUAGCCAUCUGGGCGGCCGCUUCCCCUACUUCUGGCAAGCGUGUCCUCUGGCAGUCGGAUCAGAUUCCUCCCAAACCCUUCCCGGCCUUGCGAUCCCUCACUCUGUUUGGCUUCUCCUUCAUGGGCGACAUUGGUACUCUCCUUCAAUGCUUCCCUUUGCUAGAGAGCCUAGAGCUUUUCCAUCUAGAAGGCCAAAACUACAAUUUGGGCUCCACACCCCUCAAAAAGUUCUAUUCAUGGGGAAGGGGCGACUUGGGUUUUGACGUAAGAAGUCAGGCAUUGGCGAGGGUCCCAUCGAGUCUAGCGAUGCUUCCCGGCUUCUUGCGCAGUGCCAGCUUCGCGAAGGCGGCAGCAGCAAGCAUUCUGUUGCAGCUGAAGGUGGACGGCACAAAGGGGUCUGCGAUGGGCAGAGUUGAGACAUAUUUGCAGCAGCAGUUGGACUUGAUGGUGAAUGGAAACGGGCUCUCCCAGUGGACCGCGCUGAAGCUGGUUGGGGCCCUUCUAACAGCUCAUAGAAAGGCUUGGGCUGAUGUGCCAGGACUUUUGGAGGCGUUGGUUGCAGUUCUGAAAUUUCCACCCCACCUGCAGCAGGUGGGGGCGGUUGCCUUACUGCAAGUGACGCACGAUGGUGAGGCUCGUAUAGCGAUAGCGAAAGUUCCUGGGGUGUUCCAUAACCUGCUCGCGGGGCUAGACUGUUUGGCUUGUCUCAGGGUUCUGCACCGGCUGGCGCAAGAUGAGGGGAACUUGUGCACAAUCAAGGACACUCCCGGGUGUGUAGAAGAGGUGGAGGCGUUGCUGGACGAGGGCGGGGUCGAUGCCCUUGACAGAGGGUUGCAUUCGCAGAAUGAGAGGGAAGAGCUCCGAACGUUUUUGACUGAGUUCGUAGCAACUGACGGUGCUGUUGCCGAGUAAGAGCUCAUGCACAUGAUGUAGAGUCCUGAAAUAUGCUGAAACCUAACGAAGACGUGGGAGCUUCCGAUUUGAUGUGGCUUUUGAAAGGUCGUCCCUGUUGCUGCAAUAGUUUGGAGGCGAGCUAGACAUAACGGAG
Molecule: messenger RNA, 1363 nt
Organism: Klebsormidium nitens
Lineage: Eukaryota; Viridiplantae; Streptophyta; Klebsormidiophyceae; Klebsormidiales; Klebsormidiaceae
Source: the annotation of a GenBank genome assembly